AUGUUGCGUCCACUACCCAACAUUGAAUCUAUGGUUUUCAACGUUGCAAAAUACAACUAUUUCAGCCAAAUUGAUUUUAAAAGCGCUUAUCACCAAGUGCCGAUUUUAGAGACUGAACGAAAAUAUACAGCAUUUGAAGCAUGCGAGGCCCUAUAUCAAUUUACUCGUAUACCAUUUGGAGUCACUAAUGGCGUGACUGCGUUUCAGAGAACGCUACAGUUCAUAAUUGAGGCUGAAAAUCUAAGAGGCACCUUCUGUUAUUUAGAUGACGUGACUGUAUGUGGCAAAAAUAGAGACGAACACGAUAAAAACUUGCAGCAAUUUAUGAAUGUUGUGAAGAAAUACAAACUUACGUUAAAUGAGAAGAAAUGCACUUUUGGAUCAAAAAGUAUAAGUCUAUUAGGAUAUUCUAUUAAGAACAACGUUAUCAAGCUAGACAAAGAACGAUUCGAAGAAACCACUAUUGGAUCUCCCUACUUCAACAGAUGCAGCUUCAUUAAGACGUACUUUGGGUAUGUUAGCUCAUUAUUCGAAGUGGGUUAA
Molecule: messenger RNA, 543 nt
Organism: Parnassius mnemosyne (clouded apollo)
Lineage: Eukaryota; Metazoa; Arthropoda; Insecta; Lepidoptera; Papilionidae
Source: the annotation of a GenBank genome assembly